UGCAUGGCGGAAAUGUACGAGCUACGGAGGCAGAGCUCAGCCCACAGAUUUCCCCGCUACAUCCCCGGCCUGUUGACUGCGUCGCUGCUGAGAUCACUGUGACCAGAUAGCGGUCACGGAUGCAACUCUAAUAAAAGAAUCCUGUGGGACUGGAAGGAAACAGCAAGACGGUGUGGGACAAACUGGUCAACACGGAGCUGGGUGGAGGGGAGAAGACAUCAAUCAGGCCGUCAAAACACAGACUUCUGGUCAUGCUAGCCAUGCUUUAGCACACACAGGAAAGGCUAGUUGAUCUCUGGAGAAACACCCACUGCCUUUUCUCAUAACACUCCUGAGCCACAAACGCGUGCAUCUCACCCGUCAUUUACCGUCUGCCAUCCCUGCAAAGAUGCCGAUGCCAAGGUUGGCGCUGUGGCACUUGUGGUGACGGGGCACAGAGUGCGUGCGCACGUCCGGCAGGUAGGCCGGUGGGUCGGUGGGUGUACAGGCACACCAAGAGGCAUUUUUGGGUGGGCGUGGUUGAACAAUGCGGCCCUGGGCGGGUUCAUGGCGUUGGAUUACCCUGGUGCUGUUGGCCUGGGGCACGCUCCUCUUCUACAUUGGUGGUCACUUGGUGAGGGACAGCGAGCACCCGGAGCGGUCCAGUCGGGAGCUCUCCAAGAUCCUGGCCAAGCUAGAGCGGCUCAAGCAGCAGAAUGAAGACCUGCGGCGCAUGGCCGAAUCGCUCAGGAUACCAGAAGGUCAGGCAGAAGCUGGGUCCCUGGCCGUGGGGAGACUGCGCUCCCUGGAGGACCAGCUAACCAGAGCCAAACAGAAGAUCCACAGCUUCCAGAAACUCACUGGAGAUGGCCCCGGGCCAACGCAGGAGGAGCUGCGGAGAAGGGUGGAGAACGGAGUGAAGGAGUUCUGGUACUUUGUUCGCAGCGAGGUGAAGAAAUUGGCCAACGUUGAGCCCAGCGAGAGGCAGAAGUAUGCCGAUGCUCUCCUGCAGGACCUGGGACACCAGGAGAGGUCCAUCAUGACAGACUUGUACUACCUCAGCCAGGCAGACGGAGUGGGCGAGUGGAGAAUGAAGGAGGCUAAAGACCUGUCGGAUCUGGUCCAGAACAGAAUCACCUACCUACAGAACCCCCCAGACUGCAGUAAGGCGAGAAAGCUGGUGUGUAACAUCAAUAAGGGCUGUGGUUAUGGCUGCCAGCUCCACCACGUCGUCUACUGCUUCAUGAUCGCUUAUGGCACCCAGCGCACACUCAUCCUGGAGUCCCACAACUGGCGUUACGCCCCCGGUGGCUGGGAGACUGUCUUCCUGCCCGUCAGUAACACCUGCACCGACCGCUCUGGAGCCACCACUGGACACUGGUCAGGAGAGGCCCAUGAUAAGGACGUCCAGGUUGUGGAGUUGCCUAUAGUGGACAGCCUCCACCCUCGGCCCCCCUACCUGCCCCUGGCAAUCCCAGAGGACCUGGCCCCACGCCUUCAGCGUCUGCACGGUGACCCCUCCGUCUGGUGGGUGUCCCAGUUCGUCAAGUACCUGGUGCGCCCUCAGGCAUGGCUAGAGAAGGAGAUCCAGCAGACUACCGCCAAGCUGGGUUUCAAACAUCCCAUCAUUGGAGUCCAUGUGAGGAGGACAGAUAAAGUGGGGACGGAGGCAGCCUUCCACCCUAUAGAGGAGUACAUGCUGCAUGUGGAGGAGCAGUUCCAACAUCUGGCCCGACGUGUCCAUGUCGACAAGAAACGAGUUUACCUGGCCACCGAUGACCCCUCCCUGCUGCAGGAGGCUAAGACCAAGUAUCCAGACUACGAGUUCAUCAGCGAUAACUCUAUCUCGUGGUCGGCGGGCCUUCACAACCGCUACACUGAGAACUCACUGAGAGGAGUCAUCCUGGACAUCCACUUCCUCUCCCAGACCGACUUCCUGGUCUGCACUUUCUCCUCACAGGUCUGCCGUGUGGCCUACGAGAUUAUGCAGACGCUGCAUCCAGACGCCUCCUCCUUCUUCUACUCCCUGGAUGAUAUUUACUACUUUGGAGGUCAAAACGCCCACAACCAAAUCGCCAUCUACCCCCACCAACCACGCAACAGUGAAGACAUUCCCCUGGAGCCCGGCGACGUUAUCGGCGUGGCCGGCAACCACUGGGACGGAUACUCCAAAGGCAUCAACCGCAAACUGGGCCGUACUGGCCUCUACCCUUCCUACAAGGUCAAAGAGAAAAUCGAGACUGUGAAGUACCCAACAUACCCCGAGGCAGACAAACUGCUCAACUCUCAAAAGAAGUAAAAGAAGAAAUGAAAAAAAUAAAGGGAGAGAAGGAGUGAGGAUAAACACGCAGACUCCGAUUCCAGGGAAGGAGGCUGCUUUUGUACAGAGGAGAGAGACAUACUUAGUGCGCUAAGCUGAGAAGAAAAGAAAAAGCCUGUACCCAGGGGUGAUAGGAAUGAGAAUGCACUCUGUGUGUUUAUGCGCGAGACCGAGCGUGCGUGUGUGUGUGUGUGUGUGUGUGUGUGUGUGUGUGUGUGUGUGUGUGUAUGUGUGGGCAAACGUGAGUGUGUGUGCACUUGUGUAAAUGCCUGUGCAUAUGUCAGGUCAUGGAAGACUUGCACCCUACCACUACUCCCCCGCCUGACACUCUGACGUCGGGUCUGUAGAGAUGUAGACGUUGAACAUUGAUUUUAAAUAAAGCAAGAAAACAAUUAAAAUCUACACAACUGACCGAGCUCACCCUCCAGAGACAAGACUGGGACUACUGUAAGACUGGCACACCCCCCAGAGUGAGCUUUGAAAUCAAUGACUGAAAAAAAGAGAAAAAAAAAGACAAACUGGAAAAAAGUGUUUUGAUUUUUAUUUAAUUCUUUUCAGUGGUUUUGAUUCUAAUCUUGCCUUUAUUUUCUCCUGUUUGUUUUUGUUUACUGAAUGUACUGUAUCCUCUUCUUACCAUGCUCUCCGCUGACCCCCCCCCCCCCCCCUCCACUCACUGUGCUUCCUCCAUCUCGUCUCUACAUGUGCAAUUAAUUUUAUAAUACCAUAUUGUGCUUUUAUCGAGUGUUUUUAACGGUCUUAAUUUUGUGUGUAUGGGGCUUGUGCAUUGUAUACUGUACAGUAUGUGUGUGUGUGAGAAUGGAUGCGUGUGUGUGUGAUCAGGUGUGCCUGUGUGCGCUGUUUAAAGUCCAAGGGGCCAUGUUACGACCUGGUGCCUAGUUAUUGGUUGAGCAGUACGUGUUUUUUUUAUUUUAUUUUAUUUCUGGCUUUUUCCCUCUCGACUGAAUAGUGUUUGUGUGGUCAGCGGGAGACUGGCGGUGACAGAGGGGAUCUAUCCCCAUCCCCAUCCCCAGCCCCCAGUCCCCAGUCCCCAACCCCACCCCACCCCACCCCACUCUCCCAGCACUUGGAACAAUGGACGAUCUCCAGUCAGUCACUGCGCCGGUGACCUCUAGUGAACAAUGGUAAGAUUAUGUGUGGAGUUUGGUGAACUCAUGGUGCACGCAACACCCCACAGACACAGGAGCCGUCCCGAGGCUCACCAAAAGAAGCACUCCACUGAGAUAAUGUCCUUCUCGGCAUCUCUGCUGUCUCUUCUGUCCAUCUGUUUGUUUGUUUGUUUCUUCUUUUUUUUUUACUUUUAACAUUGCUGUUUUAAAAUAAAUGAGGAAAAAUAAUGCCUAUGUUUAGAAAUGAUAAUGCUAUGUCAUAUCAAACUCAGUCCCCAUCAUGAAGGCUUCUUUUUUUCACAACUUAUGUUCUUGGGCAUUGUCUUUGAUAACCACAGAUCGAAAUAAACUUGAGAAACCAA
Molecule: messenger RNA, 3788 nt
Organism: Lates calcarifer (barramundi perch)
Lineage: Eukaryota; Metazoa; Chordata; Actinopteri; Centropomidae
Gene: fut8b
Product: fucosyltransferase 8b (alpha (1,6) fucosyltransferase)
Biological process (GO): protein N-linked glycosylation
Cellular component (GO): Golgi cisterna membrane
Molecular function (GO): protein binding; glycoprotein 6-alpha-L-fucosyltransferase activity
Source: RefSeq, a predicted model, not a curated record